Messenger RNA from Aspergillus brunneoviolaceus CBS 621.78, 1965 nucleotides. Its product is annotated as NCA2 family protein. Lineage: Eukaryota; Fungi; Ascomycota; Eurotiomycetes; Eurotiales; Aspergillaceae. The transcript is spliced from 3 exons. Bases 1 to 1965 code for a protein of 654 amino acids. Gene Ontology annotation, cellular component: mitochondrial outer membrane. The record is from RefSeq and is a predicted model, not a curated record.
AUGUUCGUGGUCAAUAAAUUACAGCAGCGCAUCACAAGAAGCUCAAAUGUCGAGCUUCAGGAAAACCCCAGCAAUGUUAACCAAAAUAAGGACAUAGAAACACUGGAGCGCAUCUCAGACUCGCUUUCAAUAGCAUCACGUUCACAGCCGGCUUUGCGCGCCAGCCGGAUUGCGCGAUUGAUCUCCGAGUGUCCCCAGACUCGGGUAGUAUGUGGCCAGUCCUCAGGUCUUCAUACGUCUAGUCCAGUCAUAACAGAUCUAUCUUGGAUUGUGGCCGCUAGGGCUGCCGUUCAAACAUUUGGAUUAGUCUUGGAGUCGCUUUCGGAAAACACCCUCGCCAUCACUGAUGAGCUCACUUACUGGGACAGUCUUCAGGAAUCUGAAUGGUACAUGGGGCUGUAUACUGCGCAGACAUUCCCUGUGUGGCUCUGGCACAAGCUUGGACAUCAAUCCUCUGCCUGGUUGUCCCCCGGAAUAUGGACUCAAGCAAUUCUCACAUCAAAUGCAUGGCAUCAUUUCCACCACUCCGCCCGUCGGCGUGUAUUCUCUACGACAAUGUCUACUCUGCGAAAGGGAUUACUGCAUCCACUUCUAGCAUCCAAGUUAGAGGUACGCCAGAAACGGAAAAUGCUGCAUGUGGCCAAAGAUGUCAAUGCCGGUGCACUGGGAUUCCUGGUGGAACGAUGCCUUCAGAUUGACCUUGAUGACGAUCUCAUAGGCACACAUGGUGACAGCUCUGUUAGUGAUGAAUGGUGCAGUAAGAUUAUUGACAGUGUGACUUUGUUGGGAUUAGUACUGCAGCAUCUGGCCUCUGGCGGCACACUUCAUGAAUUUGAACUCAAGACUACUGCGGCCGCCGAGAAAGAGGGCUCGUUGCUUCACGUGCAUUCUGACGGACCUGUGUGUCCUAAAGGACCUUACUAUGUUAUUGGAAAACUCGACCAAAUAAACCAGACAUUGAUUCCACAGUACCUUGCGCUUACACAAAAAAGUACCAGUGGGCUUGGGCGACCUUCAUUCAUAGUGCGUUACUGGCUCCCAUUUCUACUGGCGACCUUGUCAACCAGUACAAUUCUCGAGAUAUUCAAGGCCCGGCGCCAUGAAAUCCUGGGGUGGAUCACAGAUAUCGGAUCCACUACAAUCGAGUUCUGGAACAACUGGGUCGUGGACCCACUGAAGCGACUCGUUGGUACAAUAAGACACGAUGAGAAGAGCGAAAUUGCGUUAAUGAGCAAGAACAGUCUUGAAGCAGAUCGGGCUAGUUUGGAAAGAAUGGUGGUAGAUUUCGUCCUAGACCAUCGUGAGCCCAGCGAUGAGUCUCUCGCAUCCGCAGAAAUGAACACAAUCAUGAACAAAGUCAGGGAAGGUGAUCUCACACCGGUAUUGAGGGCAUAUGAGAAGGAUUUACGAACUCCAUUCAUUGGAACUAUUCGAGGUGACUUAGUACGAGCCCUCCUGAUACAGAUACAGAAGACAAAGGUGGAUGUCGAGGUUGCUAUUGGGGGCAUUGAUGCUUUGCUGAGGAGCCAGGAGCUGGUGUUUGGUUUCGUUGGAUUGACCCCUGGUCUAUUGGUGUCGUAUGCCUCCGUUCAUUGGCUCUUUGGCAUGUUUGGCAGCAGGAAGGGCUUGCGCCUUGGUCGGCGGCAGCAUGAAUUAAGGCACGCACUGAGGUUAGUACGCUAUCUCGGCGAAGUCGAUGACGAGUCUAAUGAGGCCCAAUCCAGACAAGUUCACCGUAACCUAACUUUAUCGACUGUGACGGCCAGCGGAACCCUAGCCUUCAAAGACUACGGUCUGCUAAUAUGCAACACCGAGAUUUUACUUCAAAAAGCACAAGCCAUGCUUAGAGGGGCUGACAUCCAUGCCUUCCAGGAAGACAUUAAUGACAUCAUCAGCAAAAGAAGCGCGCAAAAACAAAUUAAGGUUGUUGAACGGAUGGGUUGGGUUUAUUCCCGAUGGUUGUAA